CUUGUUCGCCGAGUUUCGUCGCUGGGCAACACCUGGAAGGGCGUGGCAUGGGCGGUAACGCAGUCAAUGGUACGGUGGCCUGGAAUAGGAGCAUUUUAUUGGGGUGAGCGGGUAACUGGAGUCCUGUGAGAGGCGUCACUUUGUUUUCUAACAUAGCUGGGAAGAAUCGUGGUAUGGAGAAUGGUAUUAAGGAAAGCCAAGCGAGUCUGAAUAGAAAUGGAGCACAUACUGUCCUUUCCACUGCUGCGGUGUCAUCAGAGGGAAACAAAAAUGGCAAGGGAAUCGUCAACUCCUUAAUGUCUGGCGCUUUGGCUGGCGCUGUGGCGAAGACAGCAGUUGCUCCACUGGACAGAACCAAAAUCAUAUUCCAAGUAUCUUCAAACAGAUUUUCAGCAAAGGAAGCUUACAAAUUAAUCUACCGCACCUACCUCAAUGAGGGGUUCCUGAGCCUAUGGAGGGGCAAUUCUGCAACCAUGGUUCGGGUUAUCCCAUAUGCAGCCAUACAGUUUUGUGCACACGAAGAGUACAAAAAAUUGCUUGGACACUACUAUGGCUUUCAAGGAGCUACUUUGACCCCAAUCCCUCGCCUCCUUGCAGGAUCUCUUGCAGGUACGACAGCUUCCAUGUUAACCUACCCGCUGGAUCUUGUUCGUGCACGCAUGGCUGUGACACCAAAGGAAAUGUACAGUAGCAUCAUCCAAGUUUUUAUCCGUAUGUCAAAAGAAGAGGGCUUGAAGACCCUGUACCGAGGGUUUGCUCCCACAAUUCUAGGAGUAAUUCCUUAUGCAGGAAUCAGCUUCUUUACCUAUGAGACACUAAAGAAACUGCAUGCAGAGCACAGUGGCAGAACCCAUCCUUACCCUUUUGAACGUCUGCUGUUUGGAGCCUGUGCUGGACUCUUAGGCCAAUCUGCUUCUUAUCCUCUGGAUGUGGUAAGACGGCGCAUGCAGACUGCUGGCGUUACUGGACAUACUUAUGGCUCCAUCCUUGGUACCAUGAGAGAAGUGGUGGCUGAAGAAGGCCUCAUCCGUGGUCUAUAUAAAGGGCUCAGCAUGAACUGGGUAAAGGGUCCAGUUGCAGUCGGCAUCAGCUUUACCACCUUUGACCUAACACAGAUUCUUCUGAAAAAGCUCCAACAAAUGUCUAGUGUUCAGAGGUAGAUUGGAGUGGGGUCCUUUAACUCUCUUGCUGUUGCAACAAAUGUUAUUUUCUUACAGUUAAGGAGUUAGUGAUAAAUUCCUUCUUCCCAAGGAAAAAGAUUGUUCUGUAAAGAAAUGUAUUGGUGCUAGUAUAGUUAGCCAAUAUGUUAUGGCUACAGAAAAGGAAAUCUUUAACCACAGUUGCCAAAAUAGAUGGUAACAUUGUCAGUGGUUGAAAUGGGGGUUAAAAAUUAAGCCACUCGCCAGAGCACAAAUACGCACAGUGAUGAGCAUUUCCCCAUCCCCACCAUGAACAAAGCUGCUAUUGCCAUCUAAUUUUUGUGCCAGAGUUAUAUGCUUUAGCUAUGUCUGUAAAUCUCCUCUAUGGAAUUUCGGUCACUUGGCCACAAAGCUACGGAAGUAUUAAACAUGCUUACAGGACAAAUCCUGUGAAAUAUGUAGAGUUCAGAAGCAUCUCAAAAUGUCAAAAACAAGCUGCAUUUGUCUAUUGACACAUGCUCGAAGCCUGUCGAUGUAUGCACUAAUACUACUUGGCUCUCCAUUUAUAAAUCCAUGCUUGGAGAUCCUGCACCAUUUUUUGCCUCUAGUCCUGUGCAUAUAGUUUCCCUUAAGCCUCUUAUAACUCGAUCAGAUUUUCCGAUGGGAAUUGGGCGAUGACGGGCUGUUGUCGGAAAAUCUGACUGUUUGUACACUCCAUCGGA
Messenger RNA from Rana temporaria (common frog), 1861 nucleotides. It is a transcript of the gene SLC25A42, whose product is annotated as solute carrier family 25 member 42. Gene Ontology annotation, cellular component: mitochondrial inner membrane. Bases 174 to 1160 code for a protein of 328 amino acids. Gene Ontology annotation, biological process: transmembrane transport. The transcript is spliced from 8 exons. The record is from RefSeq and is a predicted model, not a curated record. Lineage: Eukaryota; Metazoa; Chordata; Amphibia; Anura; Ranidae.